Hyalella azteca is the source of this 1517-nucleotide messenger RNA. RefSeq names its product galactosylceramide sulfotransferase. Gene Ontology annotation, cellular component: membrane. Gene Ontology annotation, biological process: glycolipid biosynthetic process. Gene Ontology annotation, molecular function: galactosylceramide sulfotransferase activity. Bases 202 to 1323 code for a protein of 373 amino acids. The record is from RefSeq and is a predicted model, not a curated record. NCBI's taxonomy places the organism in Eukaryota, Metazoa, Arthropoda, Malacostraca, Amphipoda, Hyalellidae. The transcript has 6 exons.
GUACAUUCUAGUUAGAAAACAAAGAUCCAUUAGCUGGGCUGUCAAUUUCAUGUAUACGCUGCUGCGCUGACGUUCUGCAAAAAAAUUCUUUUUAUUUAACUUGGAUACAAACUACAUAAUUUGAUUUCACCUUGUCAAUAAUUUCCAAAUUACUUUCAAGAAACUACAGAACUUGAGAUACUUAUCACCGUCCACAAGAUCAUGGGCCAUUCUCUGCAAAAGAAGUUGCAGUUAAACAAAUUUCUACUGGUAUUGGUGCUGGUCGGCUUCGCUCUCAUCACGACGUACAGCUUUCUGCUCCAUGAGAAUGUCACCACGGAGGCGUCGCCGAGCUCGCCCGUCCAGCACAUCAUGUUCCUGAAGACACACAAAUGCGCUUCGUCAUCAGUGCAGAACAUGUUUCUUCGGUACGCUUACAACCACAACCUCACACUUGCUCUUCCCGCAUCACUAAACUACUUAGGAAAUCCUUUACUAUUUCAGUCCGGCUUCAUCCCCAAACCCCUGUUGCCGAGCAAAGGUGUGGUGGACAUUUUUGCGGUGCACUCGCGCCUCAACCUUCCAGAGCACAGAAAAGUUCUGCAUCCAGACUCGGUGUUCAUCACAGUCGUCCGGGAUCCCGUGAAUCUCUUCGAAAGUUUAUACAAUUAUUUCUACCUUAAAUACUACUAUGACUUGACUCUCGCCCAGUACAUGGAAUUGCCAUUUGGAAGUCAAUUCGACAUGUACAGAGCAGCAGAAAAGUUCGGCCCCGAUAUGAUGUUGUUCGACUUGGGCUACACAGUGAAAGCCAAUACAACUGACCGUGAGUUUACAGAGAUCAUCAAUGAAGUGGACAAAAUUUUCGAUCUUGUUAUGAUUGCGGAGAGGAUCGACGAAAGUCUCAUUCUCAUGAAAAAAUUACUCAAUUGGGAAUAUGAAGAUAUAGUAUUUUAUAAUAAGAAUGCGAGACGUCGCAGUUACAAACAGAAACUCACGCAAAAGUUACGAGAAAAGAUACGUAAACUGAACAAGGGAGACCAGUUGUUAUACGAUCAUUUCCUACUUCGGCACGAAGAAGCCGUCCGCAACUACGGAACAGAAAAGAUGGCAGAGGAGGUGGAGCUGCUCCGGGUAGCGCGGGACGAUAUAUUCGGACAAUGCAAAAUGAAGAAAUUCGAAGGUCGUCCACCGAAUAAAAUUUUCCAAGAAUAUUCUAUAUUAGUCGAAACUUUUACGAUUGAGGAUUUGACGGAUGAAAACUGCUUAAUGCUUUCCCUCCCAGAAUUACAGUUGUUAGAUUUCGUUCGAGCGUAUCAAACUAAAAUGUUGAAAAAUACGUGAUUAGAGACUAGAAUGCCUUUGUUUCAGUGUUUAAUUUACGUGUCAUAUACCUCAGUAUUGUAAACGGAUCGCACUGCUUUAGGUCACUUUAAUGGCUGUAUGACUUUAAUACAAAUCUUGAACACCCCUUAGCCUUAUAUAUCCGAAUUAAAGCUGGUAUACACUGCGAUAUGUGUGAUUAAAGAAUGUUUAUG